CAUGACAGUGAAGUUCACAAGAGCACAGAGGAGAAACCAGGAUGUUAAAUUUCAGUUAAAUUGUUCAAUUUUUGCUACAAAAAUGGAGAAUGAUUCUUCCAAGAAAAUUGAAGUUUCUGCCCUAAACCCCAAUUUACAAUCAAGAGGUGCUUUGGUUGUAUUAGAAGGGUUAGAUCGAAGUGGAAAGAGCUCUCAGUGUAUUCAGCUUCUCUCUCACUUGCAAAGUAUUGGGUGUUCUGCUGAGUUAUGGCGGUUUCCGGAUCGAAAUACUGCUGUUGGGCAGAUGAUCUCUGCUUAUCUUUCCAAUCAAUCUAAUUUGGAUGAUCAUACUAUUCAUCUUUUGUUCAGUGCUAAUCGUUGGGAGAAAAGAUGGUUGAUGCCUGCUUGCCAAUGGAAGAAGUCCAGAAGAAGCUCAUAGAAUAUGUGCUUGAGUGUGUUGCGGCCUGCAAAAAUGGAAGGGCUCUGUCUCACUUCUGGUCACAAUAGGCAAGCUGCCAUAUGCCUCUUGCUCGCUUGGGCGAAAUUGUAUACUAUAGUCAGUAAUCAGUAGUUACCACGUUUUGAACUCUAGGUUGAGCUGUUGAGGUACUUC
This is a messenger RNA of Chenopodium quinoa (quinoa), 592 nucleotides long. Its product is annotated as thymidylate kinase-like. The coding region runs from base 2 to 418 and encodes 138 amino acids. Gene Ontology annotation, biological process: dTTP biosynthetic process; dTDP biosynthetic process; dUDP biosynthetic process. Gene Ontology annotation, cellular component: nucleus; cytosol; mitochondrion. Lineage: Eukaryota; Viridiplantae; Streptophyta; Magnoliopsida; Caryophyllales; Amaranthaceae. The transcript has 3 exons. Gene Ontology annotation, molecular function: dTMP kinase activity. The record is from RefSeq and is a predicted model, not a curated record.